This is a messenger RNA of Dovyalis caffra, 816 nucleotides long. Lineage: Eukaryota; Viridiplantae; Streptophyta; Magnoliopsida; Malpighiales; Salicaceae. The record is from the annotation of a GenBank genome assembly.
AUGCAAUCUCAAAAGAGACUCCAAGUCCAAGCAAUGUCAAUUAGAUCCACAAUUUCUUCAUCGCCGCCACCAUGGGAGGUUCUUGUGCUUGUUGCUCAUCAUCUUGACCCUAAAUCCUUAGCCAUAGCUUCAUGUGUGUCUAAUUCAUGGUACAUGUCCAUGUCGUCCGAUCACAUUUGGCAGCCUAUUUGUAUGAGUCAUUACCCUUCUCUUUCUAACCUUAAAAUCACACACCCUUUUGUUUCUUACAACCGUUUGUAUGGCAUGGCAUACAUUGCUGCCAAACGACGGGUGAGAGGUCCCUCCAUGCCUCAAUUUUGCCUAGACAGUCUCAUCUUUGACAUCCAUAUUAUGGGCACCAAGAAAAAUCAUCCUACAAUUAUCAAAAUAGCAAAGCUUGGUAAUGAAUUUUGUCAUGAUCAUAAUGGGGUUUUUAGAUUUGAUUUUGGUGCGAGCAAUCAAGAGUGUUCGUCAUCAAUGAAUGGGAUGCUAGAAGAUGUACAAAUCACAUGGAAUGUGGUGUUGAAAGACUGGAGUGCGGUUUUUACCAUGAUGGAUUACGAAGGGAAAGCUAGAUUUUCUCCGGGGUCUGUAGGAUGGUUUUCACAGGAGUUGCCAUCACCACGGUGUUGCUCUAGUGAUGGCUCAAGCAGGAUGGUGGCAGAUUUGAAGUUGGUGUUCUGUAAUAGGAGAGAUGGUGGUGACAAAGUUAGGGUUGAUAAGGUAAGUUUGGGUAUAUUGAAUGUUGUUAAUUGGAGAUACGUGACUGUUGAAGAUGGUAUUAGGUACUUGCAACAUUUCCUUGUACCAUGUUGA